This is a messenger RNA of Cetraspora pellucida, 301 nucleotides long. The record is from the annotation of a GenBank genome assembly. NCBI's taxonomy places the organism in Eukaryota, Fungi, Glomeromycota, Glomeromycetes, Diversisporales, Gigasporaceae.
UUUAGAUAUGCUUAGUAAUAAGAAUGAGCUAGAGGAGAGAUUAAAUACCCAUUUUGAUAAGAAAAAAGAGAAAUUAUUAUCAAAUUUGAAUAAUACUGAUAGUAAUAUCAGAUUUCUAGAAUUAGUUGAAGGCCAAAGUAUUAAUAAUGAUAAUAACCUAAUUGAAGUACAGAGAGGUUUUGUUUCUGAAAAUGAAGAAUUUUUGGAAUUAGAGUCAUAUUUGGGCAAUAAAUAUAAUUUCAGAAAACAAGCAGAAAGUAUGUCUGAAAUAUCAUACUUGAGGAAUAAGGAGUGUGGUUAG